AUGAAAGGAGUCACUGGGCCGAUCUGUUGUCUUUUCCUGUUUCUGUUCAGCUGCGCGUCGUCGGAAAAGUUGGGCGUCCAGAAAAAGAAAAAAAAUCUGGAGCAGGACGCGACGCACGCGUUGAUGAAGAAGUUGGAAAGUCUGUACAAACUCAGUGCAACGGACAACAGCGAAAUUUUUAACAAAGAAAUUGAGUCGUUGAAAAAGCAGAUUGAUCAGUUGCACCAACAUGGUGGGGAAAACGAAGGGGAGAGUUUAGGCCACCUUCUAGAAAGCGAGGCCGCCAAUGAGUCAGCCAAAAAGACCAUUUUUGGAGUGGACGAAGACGAUUUAGAUAACUACGACGCGGACUUCAUUGGACAGAGCAAAGGCAAAAUUAAGGGGCAAGCGGAUACAGACAACCAAGCUCAGAGAACUGCUGACGUGGCGGCCCAACCCGGGGGUGUAUCACCUUCUACGAGUGCCCGACCACAGGAACCAGGAAAAACCGGAGUGACAGGUAGUCCAAAUGGCUUAGUAGAAGCAGGUUUGGUAAACACCAAAACACUUCAAAAUGUAGGACCUAAUGGGCAACGAGCUGCGGAUCCCCAGCCAGGGCGAGCAGCAAAUCUACCAGAAGGGCAACGUACAAAUGACCCCCAACAAGGCGGAAGCGAAUCAACGGAAGGACCAGCCGUUACUCCGCGACCAUCUUCGACAGUCACUCCAUCAGAUGCGAACGAUGCGAAAAUUAAGUACUUAGACAAACUGUAUGAUGAGGUUCUAACGACCUCAGAUAAUACUAAUGGGAUCCACGUGCCGGACUACCACAGCAAAUACAACACGAUAAGGCAGAAGUAUGAAUAUAGCAUGAACCCAGUGGAGUAUGAAAUUGUGAAGAAUCUUUUUAACGUCGGUUUUAAGAAUGAUGGGGCGGCAUCUUCAGAUGCUACUCCCCUAGUUGACGUUUUUAAAAAAGCGUUAGCUGACGAGACAUUUCAAGCCGAGUUUGAUAACUUUGUACAUGGGCUGUACGGAUUUGCUAAAAGGCAUAACUACCUAAGUGAGGCGCGGAUGAAGGAUGCUGAUCGCUACACCAAUCUGCUAAAGAACGCCAUCAGCUUGAUGUACACCAUUUGA
This is a messenger RNA of Plasmodium vivax (malaria parasite P. vivax), 1119 nucleotides long. Its product is annotated as merozoite surface protein 7 (MSP7). Bases 1 to 1119 code for a protein of 372 amino acids. NCBI's taxonomy places the organism in Eukaryota, Apicomplexa, Aconoidasida, Haemosporida, Plasmodiidae. The record is from RefSeq and is a predicted model, not a curated record. The transcript has a single exon.